CUAGAAAAAAUCCCCGACAUUUGACACGUAUUGUCUUUUGUUUUAAGUAUUCCCACAUAGUGAUAUUUCCUUUGCCAAAAUGUGGGAGCAGCUGGCGGGGUAUCGCAAUCACUUCUUGCAGCACGAGAUCAAGGACGUGCUGAGACCGACUUCGAUCAACAGCCAGCAGAACAAGGAGUGGCCUCUGGACAUGGAGAAGCGCCAUAUCUGCAAGUGCGUGCCGUACUGCUGCACUUCCACGUCCACUCACCUGGAGGAUCGGGCCCAACUGGCCUACGGCUGGUUUGCUCUGCCCAAGUUGCUCAAAGAACUGGACAGUGAUGUUCGCCUGACCCACUGGAAGGCGGUCGUCUCGCUGACCGAGUUUCUGCUGAACCCUCUGAAUGCCCAGAGGGCCAUCACUGAAAUGGACAUUGUGAGAAAGUUGAAAAACGCCUUUAUGCGUAUGAGACUGAAGCUUCACAAGGAGGAACACCGGGAGGGAGAGAUGUAUCUGAAGAUUUAUAAUAUUCUCUCGCGGAAUUACGAUGGAGCAGAGAACAUUGCCAACCGCAAGUGUCUGAGGAUCGAGUUCUACAAAAUAAUCCACAACCAGGAGGACAUUAGGGAUGACCUCGCUUCAGAGAUUCUGCGUAACCUGACAGGAAAACCAAAGGUUUUGGGCAUCAUUCUGGAGGACCCCGAGAACUUUUCAGCGCUGGCUGGUAUUUUCAAGCAGGAUCCCUGCCGGCCGCACUACUCCCAGCACUUGUGGCACCAUCUGUGUCACCUGCUUGAAGUGGCGCCCGAGCAGGGCAUCGAACUGGGCUUUUUCGAGCUGCUCCACGCGAGGAUCCUGAACCGCCUCUCCAACUUCUGGGACAUGGCCACCAAGGCCUUUGCCCUGCUGCUCCGUUGUGCAGAGGGUCAGCGGAGAUUCGAUGCGGUGGACGGGGUGAAGCUGCUGUAUGAUGUGUUUGCCCAACCCGAUGAGAACCCAAGGAAGUUGCUGCCCCGCCAGAGGGUGGAGAACUGGGAGUAUACGGUCUUGGCCUUACUAAAUGGCCUGCACAGCAAGCGCGCCCUGUGGCGCAGCAGGGAGUUCACCCAGCUGCCGUGCUACGUGGGUCGCCUCAUGGAGUCCACGGUGGACAAUCCCCGCCUGCAACUCUACUGCCUCAAGGUGUUCCGCGAGCUGGGCGUGAUGCCCUGCAUCAAGCGCUACAUCAUAGGCAACUGGUUGGAGGACAUCUGCAAGCUGUUCUGCCUGGAUGCGGAGGCGGAAUGCGCCAGGGAUUCCCUGGUCGACUGGCUGCGUCGCGAUAUAGCCGACAGCAGCUAAAUAUCCGUGGUAUUUACUUUUGUUCCAUUCUGAUGAUUGCCUCUCUCCCCGUCAAACCGUUUCAAAAAGGGAAACCGGUUAUAUUGAGGGGUUAACCCGGUUCGCAGUCUUGAUUGUGGCCAGGCACCGUAGUAUUUACCUUUGAUUCUAUCUAUUGCCACCCCAAAACAUCGCAUUUCCCCGCUUUCAAGCCGCUCAGAUAAAUCCAAACCGUUCCAAAAACCACCCCUGAUGUCCCAAAAAGAGAAACCGGUUAGGUUUAGGGGUAAACCCGGUUCAAAGAGCCACGAACUGAAGAGAGAGCUUUCCCAACUGCCGUCAGCUGUUGUCUUCGGUUGCAAAAUAACGCAAAUUGUGGUAAAUAUUUAACACCUCUCAAGUCUGUGUAUGCCAAUUACUCAAGAGUUCUGUUUAAUGUUGAUGAAAGUAAAACAAAUUUAUUUUACAGUGCACUAGA
Drosophila biarmipes is the source of this 1778-nucleotide messenger RNA. RefSeq lists its product as uncharacterized. The coding region runs from base 80 to 1321 and encodes 413 amino acids. The transcript has 5 exons. The record is from RefSeq and is a predicted model, not a curated record. NCBI's taxonomy places the organism in Eukaryota, Metazoa, Arthropoda, Insecta, Diptera, Drosophilidae.